AGAGGGUCAGCAAAGCAACCUCUCUUCUUUGGAUCUCUCAAAUAAUUUAAUAAGUAUAUCUAAAUUGGUUUCUAUACGAAGAAAAGCAUUACAUAGAAAAAGUGGAUUUAAUUUGUGGGUCCUUUUUGAUUGUCUUACAUGUUCUUGUCUUUCUUAAAAAGGUGGUUGAUUUAGGAACCCUUUAGUAGUCAAUUUAUUUUUUCUUCUUGAUUCUUGGUUUCUUGAAACAAAAGAAGUUAUGAGCCAAUUUCGUGCAAAUUCAUCUCCUGACUUGGAUUUUCCCGGUACAGCAAAGGAUCAAAGAUAUGAUGAUUUGGCAUUACAAGGGGUGGCAGCAAAUGUAAAAUUACUGCUAAAACUAAUCCAAGAUCAUCAAAUAGCCUGUGAUCAAGACAAGAAUGAUCAUAGGAGAAUGUUGAGGGUAGCCACAAUGAUGACAAUUUUGGACAAUGCAAAGGACAGAAUCCAAAAAUGCCAAUCAUUUGGCCUUAAGAAACCGGAUCCCGAGCUGAGGAGGUGCAACACCGACUUGCGCCGCAGCCCGGUCCCAUCGGGCAAGAAGCCCGGUGGCGAGGCCGAGGCCGUGCCAAUGGAUCCGGACGAGGAGAAGGAUCGGCUGAGGCGCGAGCUGAGCUCGAGCAUAGCUGCACAGAGGAACCUCAGAGCGAUGUGCUCGAGUUUAGGGAAGGAGAAGAAGUUCAUGGAGGCAGAGCUUUCGAAAAAGGUUCAUGAAUUGAGUGAGAUGGAGGAGCUUUUGAACAAUCUCAAGGCCCAAAAUGAGACAUUGCGCCAAAAGGUUCAAGAAUGCCUCUCUGAUCCCAAGGAGAGUAAGCCGGCCGAUAUUGAUGGUGGUGGUGGUGGAGGUGGAGAAAUGUACUCGGCGUUUGGGUUGCAAGAGAGGAACAAGGUGCUCUCGGAGCAGUUGAUGAGGUCUCUAGAUGGUUAUCGGUCGAUGAAGAGGAAGCUCAAGGCGUCGCUAGAAGAGAAUAAUAUGCUACAUUCGACCGUGGAUGAGGUUGGGGCCAAAGUUGUGGGGAGUUUGGAGAGGGUUAAGAGUUUGAAGAAUCGGAUGGCUACGUCCCCUUCUGAGGGCGAGACAUCCCUCGAUCUCCUGCAGGAGAUCGAGGGGUUGGAGGGUAUGUUCGAGUGCUUCCAAAUGUUGGUGGAGAAGCACGAGAAGAGGCAGGGCGACUGCGCUCGGCUAAGUGGCGAGAUCAAUGCAUAUAAGCCCUCGGUUCUGGCGUGAUUGUGGUUUAGGAUCUUGGAGUGACUAACUCAAAUUUUUCUUGGUAGUUAUCUUUAAUUUUUUGUUUUUGUUUUGGGAUUUUUCCAAGUGAUUGUUGAAGAUGAGAUAGGGUCUUCAUUGUGUGUGACAAAUUAUGUGAUGAUUUAUAUAGGUCAUUGUAAUGUAAAUUGAUGUAUCAUAGUCUUCUUGCUU
Messenger RNA from Salvia hispanica, 1438 nucleotides. RefSeq lists its product as uncharacterized. The record is from RefSeq and is a predicted model, not a curated record. NCBI's taxonomy places the organism in Eukaryota, Viridiplantae, Streptophyta, Magnoliopsida, Lamiales, Lamiaceae.